CAAUUUAUUUACAGUUAUGAUAGAAAAAUGAGUAAAAAGUACAACAGCACAAAUAUCAUACCAAGAUAAUUUUCCACCGAUUGGAUCACUGCGUACCACCGAUAAUUGUCCAAGAGUGAGCUAAUUUUUUGUAUGAUACUCAUAAUGCUUUCCCUUUAUUAUACAAAAUUACUUUAAAAAGUGUUAUGACGAACAAUAUUCUUAUUUUAGGUUACAUUGGUAGAGACCAAUGGAUAGAUGAUAAAUCAUACAAUAGUAUACUAAAAAAUUGUAGCACUCCACGUCAGUGUGCUAGUAAUAUAUUGACAGCAGUCUUUUUAGAAGAAAUAUUAUUGGUCAGUACAAGAACAGGCUUUGAAAGUAAUAAAAAAGGAGGGAAAAAACCGUGUCCAAAAUUAGAUGAGAUCAAAUACGGUGCAUGCGAAGAUUUUUAUAUUUACUGGAUGAAGAAUGUCUAUAAACCAAAUAAAGAUCAGAAGAAGAAUUACUUAUCAGAGUUACAUAAAUUUGAUUAUUUUAUCGGAAAGAAGAUUUCGGAAUUAAAAAGGCCUGCGCGGAACAAUGAAAGUGUUAAAUUACCUAAUGAAACGUCAAAGAAACGCCGUAAACAAGAAAACGAUAGAAACAUAAGCAAUAAAGAACGCAGCAAACAUUCAACAAAAUAUGAUGUAAAUGAUUCCAGUGAAAUUAAAGAAGAUAAAAUGAAAACUUCACAAGGAUCAGAAGAAAUGGAUGCACAGGGCAAUAUAAUGCUACAACAAGAAAGAGAUCCCGAGGAUAUUAUCAUUAUGUCAUCAACAUCGUCAUCAAAAACUACUCCACAACUUGAAAAUGAUGUUUUUAAUGAUUCUUUUUCAUUAAGUAAUAAUGAUAUAUUCGAUGACAACAGUGAAAAAGCUGAUGAUGAUGUAACAGAUGAAUAACUAAGAUUUUUGCUAGGGGGAUUCAAUGAUAUGUUAAAUAUUGAUAACAAUACUUAUGAUUACCUAACAUGUUCGUUAGGUAAUCAUAAGUAUUGUUAUCGUUAAGUUCAGAAUAUAAAACUGUAUCGUUUAUUUCCAUUUAAAUAAACAUUUUAACAAAUAUCUAAUACAAACAAUUGUAAUGGAAUUAUAAUUAAGUAGUACAUAGUUUAGUUUAUACAUACGCACACGCGACACACGCACGCACACACACACACACACACGCACGCGCACCCCCCCCCCCACACACACAAUAUUUACCAGUAUUUUCGGAUUAAAUUCUACUUAUUCCGUUUAUUUUUACUGGACAGCACCUAGAAAUUUUUUUUCUAUUUGUUUUUAAAGUAUUUGAAUUAUUGAUAAUGCAUGAU
Vollenhovia emeryi is the source of this 1333-nucleotide messenger RNA. RefSeq lists its product as uncharacterized. The transcript is spliced from 2 exons. The record is from RefSeq and is a predicted model, not a curated record. NCBI's taxonomy places the organism in Eukaryota, Metazoa, Arthropoda, Insecta, Hymenoptera, Formicidae. The coding region runs from base 186 to 923 and encodes 245 amino acids.